UAAACAAACAAAAUGUCAAAAUUGUCUACAAAUAAUGCAAGCCAAUGUUUUCUUACUUUACAUUAAUUAUUGUUUCUUGUUAUAUAAUUUAUUAUUCACUUGAAAAGUUACAAACAGUGAACUGCAAUUUAAAAUGCCUGCUUUUGAAGCACCAUGUGUGGAGCUUGGCAGUGCUCCUCAAACUCCUAGCAUUGCUGCCUCGCCAUCACCCUCUGAAAUAUCUAGCGCUAGUUCGCCUGAGCCCCAAAUUAUACGCGCCACUCCAUUAUUCAGAGCAUUGGCGAUGCCUCCUCCAGAGCCUGAACAACCACCAGGCCAAGACGAACUUGAGCGACGUCUUCCUGGCUAUCGACGAAUAGUGAUUCCUAGGGAACUGACGUUGAUCGAAUUACUCAAACAGUGUAGUGGUGUGGCCACUGACGAGGACGUGCUACGCAUUAGAGAAGCAAAACUGCGGGUAGUGGCUGAACGAGUCGGCUUGAGGAGACUUCACGUGCUAGCGCCUAGACUUCGCUCGCUGACUCUGGAUGGCAGCGCUCUUACAUCUUUACGUGAUCUUGGGAUUGGCUUAGUGCAUUUAAAAAUUUUGAGCGUAAAUCGAUGUGGCCUGACCAGCUUGGAUGGAGUGUGGGGGUUAGGUGCUUUGCGCGAGUUUCAUGCGUCUGGAAACCGUCUUCAAGACCUACAACCAUUAGCGGCAUUGCAGAAGUUACAUACACUCAAUUUAUCUGACAAUCCUGUCCCAGACACCAGCCGAAUCUGGACUCUUGGUGUUUGCGGUUCAUUACGUCGGUUGACUUUGAAAGGCUCUCCGGCAGCAGAUUUGCCUCAAUACAGGUCACGGAUUGCGGCCUCCCUACCCAUGCUUGUCUAUUUGGAUGAUCAUCCAUUGCACCUAGAUAUCGAAUACGAUACAGAAGGUAUUUUUGGGCCGAUGUCUAGUUCAGAUUCUGAAGCAAGUGAUGUAGAGAUGGCAGAACUGAAACCAUCCCUAGAAGUCUCUACUUCUGAACCGGAGCCAGGACCAUCAUCACAAUUUCCUGAGGAAAAGACCGGCGAAGGUAUUGAGGACGAAGUGUUGCCCACCAUUCGCCGACACCGACGACCGGCGACUACUGAGAGUGCGGGCUUACGACCAGUGCGCCCUGCCCUGCCACCGAGGCCACGUACUGCUCACGAGCGACCCAAUAUAGACGCUCCGACCAGACUGCAGAUACUAAACUCUUUGAUGGACGAGGAGUGGCGCUGUAGUGGCAGCAAGCUGACUUCUCACGAGCCCGUGUGCGGUAAUCUGACCCGAGCUUUGCGACGUCCCGUAACUGCCCGGAAGAAUUGCGUUGACGAAGAGAAAGAGAUGGUCGAACAGGCGAUGGAAGAGGCUACUCGUGCCCUAGCAGCAGAAAUACCAAGGGCACCUCGUCUCGAAGACUGGGCGAAAUUCAGGGAGGAAACCGGAAUCGACAUCGACAUCGAUUUUAACGAACGGCCAAGAGAUGCGGAUCCCACGAAAGUGAUGGAGCGUCUGGAGAGAAUAGAAAAAGAAACCAUGGAACGGUUCAAUCAAGAGAACAACGGGGGAAAUGGUGAAAACAGCGCUCUUCCAAACGCUACGUUCGGGAAUUUUACCAUGACCGUCAUGAACGACAUUGAUACGUGGAGAGGCAUGCGUGACGUGUCUCGGCACCCAGAACCCGUUAGUGAUGUGGAUGCUUUAUUCAAUGAUAUCAAUUUAAUAAGGCCCAGAAGCAGAUUUAUGGGCAAUGAAGAAUAAAGAAAGAUACCGCAUUACUAAUUGAAAACGUACGUUUGCACACGUUGUUAAUAAUAAGGUUAUUACUGGAAUAUUAUUGCAGAAAUUAUAGAUAUAAUUUCCUGUGAUCGGCAUCUUUUGAAUCGACCUUUAGAACAAUAUAAGUCGUGAUUCAAACCUAUUAAAAAGGUAAUGUAUCUGUAUUUCUAUUAUUAUGUAGUUGGAAGGAAUAUUUACAUUUUUUAUUAGAAAAACAUUUUAUUUUAAUACUUAUAGGCAGUGAUGACAUUGAAAUAUAACUUAAGUAGCACUACUUAGUUCAGAAUACACGAUCAGGCAGCUCUAAGCUUUUGAAAAUAAUACUUAGCACUUAAUUGGUGUAGGUACGGGCAGUUGUCUGUAAUAAAUAGGUUAUUAUUUAUAAUAUUCUGUAAUUUUAUAGAGCACGAUUAAUAAAUUAAUCCAAAUCCAAAUGCGGGUGUAGUGAUUCUAUUAAACAGCUCUACCACGAGCUAAAAAUGUAGGCACCAGCAUUAAUCGAACUAUAAAAUGUGUUUAGUGGGAGUGAUCAUGAGAUUUUAAAACAAAUACAGGGUGUUCAGUAGGAAUAACCUGCAAAUAAUGGUUUAAUCAAAAGAUCACACCUACUUGUUAACGCUUCUACAAACAUGAGAAGUUUCUAUUUUUACACAAGCACCGAAAAAUGUUUAGUGAAAUGAAAAAGUAAGUACCUAGUGGUAGGAACGUUAGCAAUAGGAUUCCUUUUGUUUUUAAUAAAAUUAUUACGUUCAUUUACUAUUUUUAGAGACCAUGACAAUUUGUAGAAAUUGUUUCUAGGAUAUUUUUUGUGGCCACAUAAUAUAGAAUCGUUGCAUUGUGAUGUGAAUAAAGUUUAUUAUUUGUUAUUACGUAAA
Molecule: messenger RNA, 2664 nt
Organism: Ostrinia nubilalis (European corn borer)
Lineage: Eukaryota; Metazoa; Arthropoda; Insecta; Lepidoptera; Crambidae
Exons: 11
Coding region: 134-1771 (545 amino acids)
Source: RefSeq, a predicted model, not a curated record